AUGCAGAGUUAUGUGAAGUUUAUGAAGGAAAUUCUGUUGAAGAAAAGAAAACUGGAGGACUAUGAGACAAUGGCACUUAUUGAGGAGUGCAACACAAUACUCCAAAAGAAACUACCUCCCAAGCUUAAAGAUUCGGGUAGUUUCACCAUUCCUUGUACUAUAGGGAAUGUGGUUUUUGAGAAAGCACUCUAUGAUUUAGGGGCAAGUGUGAAUCUAAUGCCUUUAUCUAUCUAUCAAAACCUAAAAUUGGGGGAAGCGAGACCAAAUACUAUGACACUUCAAAUGGCGGAUCGCUCAGUUAAACAUCCUAGGGGUAUUGUUGAGGAUGUUCCAGUCAAGGUGGACUAA
Molecule: messenger RNA, 348 nt
Organism: Humulus lupulus (European hop)
Lineage: Eukaryota; Viridiplantae; Streptophyta; Magnoliopsida; Rosales; Cannabaceae
Exons: 1
Coding region: 1-348 (115 amino acids)
Source: RefSeq, a predicted model, not a curated record